Bombina bombina (fire-bellied toad) is the source of this 3431-nucleotide messenger RNA. RefSeq names its product proteasome 26S subunit ubiquitin receptor, non-ATPase 2 (gene PSMD2). NCBI's taxonomy places the organism in Eukaryota, Metazoa, Chordata, Amphibia, Anura, Bombinatoridae. Gene Ontology annotation, molecular function: enzyme regulator activity. The transcript has 22 exons. The coding region runs from base 32 to 2752 and encodes 906 amino acids. The record is from RefSeq and is a predicted model, not a curated record. Gene Ontology annotation, cellular component: proteasome regulatory particle, base subcomplex; proteasome storage granule; proteasome complex. Gene Ontology annotation, biological process: proteasome-mediated ubiquitin-dependent protein catabolic process; regulation of protein catabolic process.
GACGGGUGCGCGGGCUGUCAGGGUAUUGCGCAUGCGCAAAGUUCCGGACGCAAACAUGGAGGAGGAAAGCCGGAAUCAGCAACUGCAGCAGGCCGGGAAGGGGAAAGAGUCUGUUGAGGAGAAAAAGGAAACGGGGAAGGAUAAGGAUAAGAAGGAGGACCAGGAGCUGUCUGAAGAGGACAAGCAGUUGCAGGAUGAACUGGAGAUGUUGGUGGAGCGCUUGGGGGAGAAAGAUAGCUCACUGUACCGACCUGCCCUCGAGGAGCUACGUAGACAAAUUCGUUCCUCCACCACCUCCAUGACAUCAGUCCCUAAACCUCUUAAGUUCCUGCGACCUCAUUUUGGGAAACUGAAAGAGAUCUAUGAGGAUAUGGCACCUGGAGAGAACAAGCGUUUUGCAGCAGACAUAAUUUCCGUCCUUGCAAUGACUAUGAGCGGGGAACGCGAGUGUCUGAAGUACCGACUGCUGGGCUCACAGGAGGAGUUGGCAUCAUGGGGACAUGAAUAUGUCAGGCACUUGGCUGGAGAGGUUGCUAAAGAGUGGCAAGAAGUAGAAGAGACGGACAAGUCUCAGCGUGACAGACUUUUGACCCUGGUUAAAGAGAUUGUCCCCUAUAACAUGGCACACAAUGCAGAGCAUGAAGCAUGUGACCUGCUGAUGGAAAUAGAGCAGAUGGAUAUGUUGGAGAAAUACAUUGAUGAUAACGCCUAUUCCAAAGUAUGCCUCUAUCUAACCAGUUGUGUGAGUUAUGUCCCUGAGCCAGAAAAUUCCUCCCUUCUACGGUGUGCACUUGCUAUUUUCCGCAAGUUCAAUAGAUACCCAGAAGCGUUGCGUCUUGCACUGGUUCUUAAUGAUAUGGAGCUUGUGGAGGACAUCUUCACCUCUUGUAAAGAUGUGGUGGUCCAGAAACAGAUGGCUUUUAUGCUGGGUCGACAUGGAGUCUACCUGGGUCUCAAUGAAGAUGUUGAGGAGUAUGAAGAUUUAACUGAAAUUAUGUCCAAUGUGCAACUUAACAGUAACUUUCUUGCUCUGGCACGUGAGUUGGAUAUCAUGGAGCCUAAGGUCCCAGAUGAUAUCUACAAAACUCACUUGGAGAAUAACAGGUUUGGAGGCAGUGGAUCACAAGUGGAUUCUGCUCGUAUGAACUUGGCCUCCUCGUUUGUAAAUGGAUUUGUUAACGCAGCCUUUGGUCAAGAUAAGCUGUUGACAGAUGAUGGAAACAAGUGGCUGUAUAAAAACAAGGACCAUGGGAUGCUGAGCGCAGCAGCCUCUUUAGGAAUGAUUCUUCUGUGGGAUGUUGAUGGAGGUCUGACCCAAAUCGACAAAUAUCUGUACUCAUCUGAAGAUUAUAUCAAGGCGGGCUACCUCUUGGCUUGUGGGAUUGUGAAUUCUGGAGUGAGGAACGAGUGUGAUCCAGCAUUGGCACUUCUGUCUGACUAUGUCUUGCAUAACAGUAACACUAUGCGCAUAGGAGCCAUCUUUGGGUUAGGUCUUGCAUAUGCAGGCUCAAAUCGUGAUGAUGUUCUGACCCUGUUACUUCCAGUCAUGGGGGACUCAAAGUCCAGUAUGGAGGUAGUUGGGGUAACAGCUUUAGCAUGUGGCAUGAUUGCUGUCGGAUCCUGCAAUGGGGAUGUGACAUCCACAAUUCUGCAAACAAUCAUGGAGAAAUCGGAGCAGGAGUUGAAAGACACAUUUGCUCGUUGGUUGCCCCUUGGUUUGGGACUUAACCAUCUAGGAAAGGGAGAGGCUAUUGAAGCAAUUCUAGCUGCACUAGAGGUUGUGUCUGAGCCAUUCCGCAGUUUUGCCAACGCACUUGUGGAUAUAUGUGCAUAUGCAGGUUCUGGUAAUGUUUUAAAAGUUCAGCAACUUCUCCACAUCUGCAGUGAGCACUAUGACUCCUCUAAAGAGAAGGAGGAGGAAAAGAAAGACAAGAAGGAUAAGAAAGAGAGUGUGGCUGAUAUGGGAUCCCACCAGGGUGUUGCUGUUCUUGGCAUUGCUCUUAUUGCUAUGGGUGAGGAGAUUGGUUCAGAGAUGGCACUUCGCACAUUUGGACACCUGCUAAGAUAUGGUGAGCCAACUCUACGUAGAGCAGUUCCGUUGGCUCUGGCUCUCAUCUCAGUUUCAAACCCUCGACUCAACAUCUUAGAUACGCUUAGCAAGUUCUCUCACGAUGCAGAUCCAGAGGUCUCCUACAACUCCAUCUUUGCCAUGGGCAUGGUAGGCAGUGGCACUAACAAUGCUCGGCUGGCUGCCAUGUUGAGGCAGUUGGCACAAUACCAUGCUAAAGACCCCAAUAACCUUUUCAUGGUGCGACUAGCACAGGGUCUUACUCACCUGGGCAAAGGCACACUUACACUUUGUCCAUAUCACAGUGACAGACAGCUCAUGAGUCAGGUGGCUGUGGCUGGGCUACUGACUGUGCUUGUGUCCUUCUUGGAUGUCAGAAACAUUGUGUUAGGGAAAUCUCAUUAUGUACUGUAUGGUUUAGUUGCUGCAAUGCAGCCACGAAUGUUGGUCACAUUUGAUGAGGAGUUACGACCUUUGCCAGUAUCUGUGAGAGUGGGUCAGGCUGUGGAUGUCGUUGGCCAGGCAGGGAAGCCGAAAACUAUUACUGGGUUUCAGACACACACUACACCUGUAUUAUUGGCACAUGGUGAACGUGCAGAGCUCGCCACAGAAGAAUAUAUUCCAGUCACUCCCAUCCUGGAGGGUUUUGUUAUUCUGCGCAAGAAUCCAAACUAUGAUGUAUAGUGGCACAAGAUUCUCCAAGACUGUGGUUUUGGGGGAAGGGUGGGCUUUGUGUCACUGCAGAUUAAUGGUGUAUGGGAGGGUAGUUGUGUUUUUUUUUGUUUGUUUUUUUUGUUACUAAAUAGAUCUUAUUAAAUAAUUUCACAACUGUCCUGCGAGCUUGGAGCUUGCAUUAUUUUCUUUACAGUUUUCUCACUUUGUCACCUACAUUCUUGUUUAAUGUAUUUCUUUAGGGAUAGGUAUUACCAGAUAUUAAGCUGCCCUUGUUUGGUUCUAUAGCAUUGAUCCAAAAAUUUCAACACCUCCAGAAAUAAGAGACAACUUUGACAACUAUCCAAACUAUAGUAUGUGUUACCACCACUUCCCACUUAUACAUGCAUGUUUUAAUGGUUGUGUCUCAUUCAGAAAUACACUCAAAUUGAUGUAAUGCUGGUCUGUAAUUGAUGAUAAUCUGAUGCUUUUAUAAAUCCUGUCAAGACGGAGUUGCUCUUAAAGGGAAGACCCAACCAGUGAUUAAAAUCCACCACAUAUCGCAUGUAUAUAGUUUUCAGCUUCUGUUCUUUACUUCAUGUUUUCUGACACACUGGUUUAGAUUUAUAAACCAAAUUACUUACUGUGAACCCCAUGAUACAUUUAAAAUUAUUGGUGCCAGUGGCCCAAGGAAAUAAACUAAAAAAUUUGA